Messenger RNA from Drosophila persimilis, 1656 nucleotides. It is a transcript of the gene Phf7, whose product is annotated as PHD finger protein 7. Lineage: Eukaryota; Metazoa; Arthropoda; Insecta; Diptera; Drosophilidae. Bases 67 to 1458 code for a protein of 463 amino acids. Gene Ontology annotation, cellular component: nucleus. The transcript has 3 exons. The record is from RefSeq and is a predicted model, not a curated record.
UUCCCGGCAAAAGUUAUUUGUGCGACUGUUUUCAAAUAAUUAAAUAACAAUUUGGUGCUCGGAAAAAUGGUGGACUGCGUGCUGUGUGGCUCCUCGACGGAGGAUAGCUGUGACUACGGGCCAUCCUUUCACUUCAGCAAUAAGAAGGUGCACAGCAAUUGUCUGUACACUAGCUCUAAUCUGGUGCAACGCGGCGGCGUUAAAAAUGGAAUCUCAGGAUUCCGGAAGCAGGACAUUUUGGCGGAGGUCCAGCGUGCCAGUAAAUUGACGUGCUUCUACUGCGGCAGAAACGGCGCCCCAAUUGGCUGCUGCCGAAAGACGUGUCGCCGAAGUUUCCACUUCAGCUGCGGCCUGGAGAACCUGGUGCGCUAUCAAUUUUCCGGCUCGUAUAAAUCCUACUGCCAUUCACAUAUCGCUCGUACCAGAGCUCGUCCACAGGCCGAUCAGUGCUGCGUAAUAUGCCUGGAGCUUCUGAUGCCUGAGGAGAAGAAAUUUUCUCCGGUAUUGAUGCUGGAGGCUCCGUGCUGCCGCAAUGGCUGGUUUCACAAGCACUGCGUUCAGAAAUACGCCAACAAUGCUGGCUACUUUUUCAAGUGUCCGCUGUGCAACAGCUCGUCAAAGUUCCUGGAUCUCCGUCUCUGGGGCAUUUCGGUGCCGAACAGCGAUGCCUCGUGGGAGACCGAACCGAAUGCAUUCCAGGAUCAGCUUGUCCGCGACAUGACCUGCACGGUCCCCGAUUGCAUCGCUUUGGAUGGGCCCGAUUCGGACAUGGUCAAUAUCAUUUCUUGCCAACUGUGCGGAUCGAAACCGGUGCACUGCUACUGUGUCGCGGCGACCGAUACGUACGUCUGCGAGACCUGCAGUGCUGUGUCACCGCCUCCUGAUGAUUCCGAGGACGAAUUUGAGGUCUUUGCUAGUACACAGUUUGCCGGGUCUAGGCAGGACAGGCGUGACCAGAAUCGCCAAAGCUACCGUGAUAAGCUGCGUGCUCCGAGCAUUGAAGACGAAGAUGACGAUGAGGAAGAUAAUUGGGAGUCUAUUGCCGAUCAGACAAAAUCACUCCACCCCACGGUGCGCCCUCACUUGGCCAACGCUCCAUCCGCUGCUACCGAAUCGUCAGCACGGACUCCUUAUGGACUUGCCUUGAGAGCUCGGUCUCGCACCAGCUUGGCCAGCCUGGCGACUGCACCUCCUGUUGCUGCUGCAGCUCCUGCUGCUGAAGUGCGUCAGAGCAACACAUCUCGCAGAGGAGAACUAGCAGCCGAACGUGAGGCUGGAAUGACAAAUGUCGCUCGCAAAGAGGAGACGGAGGCUACACCGAUUAUCAGGGAAUUGCGUCGACGCCGCCAGAGUACGACUCGCCCUCGCGAAAAUGUCGCACCGGAAAGUCCCCCGGCAAACGUGUCAUGUGUCGCCAGUCGCACACGAAGGCGCACGGCUGCCAAGCCAAAAAAGUAAUGUGCGAAAGUACGAAUCAAUACAGAUUGAUUUUUUAAUGUUUUUGUUUUCUUAGAUAAUAUCUAUGAUGGCAUGGCCAUAUCAUUAUUAUUUUUUAUUAUUAGUUUUUGUCUAUUUUUCUUUUAGUACUUUUAAUGCAGUAUUUAUCCUAAUUUCAAGAUCUCCCUAAACAAAGGAAACGAAAGGAACUUAAGUUAA